UCGGUGCCGCUGCCCGGGAGCGGCUGCGGGCUGGGAGCGGCGACCGGGCGGCAAGUUCUUCGUAACUUGGCUCGCCAGGCAUGUCUGUGGAGCCCUGCUGCCUGCUGACGCUACCAUGUGGGAGCUGAAAUGCCCCCAGCGCGGCCAACCGGAUUUGGCCAUGUUCCUCGACCGCCUGCUGCUGUGCCUGAUGGUUGCGCUGAUGCUUCUGCUGCCGUUGUACCCUGCUGCUCGGCCCCCUUCCUACCCAUCCUUCUUGGUCCCCAAUGCCACCUUCAAUCAUCUAGCCCAAGCUCAGGACACAGGGGUGCUGUACGUGGGUGCUGUCAACGCUUUGUACCAGCUGAGCCCUGAGAUAAGGCUGAUGCUGCGUGUCCGCACGGGGCCGGCCCCAGACAGUACCGAGUGUUUCCCUUUCCGUGAUCCCCGCGACUGCCCGCAGGCCCGGCUCACGGACAACUCCAACAAGCUCCUGUUGCCCAACGAGCGGGCUGGGGAGCUGGUGGUGUGUGGUCAGCUCUUCCAGGGUGUGUGCGAGAAGCGAGCCCUUGCGGAUCUUAACAAAGUGCUGUACCGCCCCGAAGAUCCAGGUGACAAUCAGUUUGUGGCAGCCAACGAGCCACGGGUUUCGACUGUGGGUUUGGUGGGGCGACACGAUGGCCGUGACCUGCUCUUCGUGGGCCGGGGGCUGACCUCAAAGCUCUCCGGGGGGAUCCCGCCAUUCACCAUCCGGCAGCUGGAAGGAGCCCAGGCCUUCUCCAACGAUGGGAUGGGCAAGCUGGUGGUGGGUGACUUCUCCGACUACAACAAUAGCUAUGCGGGUGCCUUUGCUUCCGACGGCUAUGUCUACUUCCUGUUCUCUCGGCGCGGAGCCAAGGCACAGCUGGAGUAUCGCGUCUACCUCUCCCGGAGCUGCAUGGAAGACACGAACCUCUAUUCUUACGUCGAGCUUCCCCUUGAAUGCCGGGAUGCAAAAGGGCAGGUUUAUAACCUGGCUCAAGCUGUGUAUUUGGCACCUGGCUUUGCAGGGAAAGGGAAAACCAUCUUUGUGGUCUUAGCCGCCGGGCAGGGCUCCACGGCAUCUCCAACGGCGCAGACAGUGCUGUGUGCGUACAGUUUGAGUGAGGUCAAUGAAGCCAUGGAGCGGACACGGCGGCUGUGUUACACCUCGGCCGGGAUAGGCCCAACCAAGGAGGAGGAGGCUGUCAUUGCCUAUGGGGUGUCCUCUCGCUGCAACUCAUUACCCAAGGAGUCCCCAGAGUCUUACCCCUGUGGAGAUGAACACACACCUAGUCCCAUUGCUAGCCGGAAGCCCCUGGUGGCUGAGGCCCUUCUAGCCACUGUGCCGAGACUGACAGCUGUGGUAGCCAUGGUAGAAACGGGACAUACCAUUGCCUUCCUUGGGGAUGGCAUUGGGCAGCUGCAUAAGGUUUAUAUGAACGGCUCCGUGGCACAGGUCUACAGCACGAUCCCCACUGGCCAGCGCUCUCCGGUCAAUCCAGAUCUGGUACUAGACAACAGUGGGGCCCACCUGUAUGUGAUGACGACCUCCCAGGUUUCCAAGGUCCCUGUUUCGGAAUGCCCUCACUUCCAGGAUUGUGCCUCAUGCCUGCGUGCCCGAGAUCCCUUUUGUGGUUGGUGUGUCCUGCAGAGUAGGUGUACCCGAAAGUUGGAAUGUGAGCGCCAUGAGAUGGCCAAUCACUGGCUCUGGAGCUACGGAGCUGAGAGCCAAUGUUUGAGAGUGGAACAGAUGUCACCAGCCAAUCACAGCCGAGAAAAGCAGACAGAGGUCUCUUUGCUGGUCCCCCGACUCCCUUCUCUGGCUGAGGGAGAGCAUUACCACUGUGCCUUUGGGACGCAAGACAGCCCAGCCCAGCUGCAGGAUUCCUGGGUUCGCUGCUUCUCGCCUGUUCCCCAACAGGUGCCACCGACCCAAGAGGGCAAAGAUCAUGUUACUGUGGCGUUAGCUCUGAUGUUCCGAGAUGUGGUUGUGGCCUCCGUGGGAUUUUCCUUCUAUGAUUGUAAUGCCGUGAGCCAACUCGCUGAUACCACCCCGUGUGGGACAUGUGUGGAGAGCCCCUGGAUGUGCCACUGGUGUCCAUCUAGUCACCGUUGUGUCCCUACAGGGCCCUGCCCAGAUGGAGAGGGGCUUGUAUACAACCAGAAAGUGCCCACUGAAGAACUCCAGGGUCCAGCUGCCUGCCCUAGUGUGGGGGGUGUUGGAGAGACCCACUUGAUUCCUGUUGGUGUGGAAGUGCCGCUGAACCUGGUUGCCUGGAAUCUGCACUUGUUGAUGCACCCAGUGACACUCUCCUGUGUACUGGAGGUGGAGGGAACCCCAGUUUUGGUCCCGGCAUCCCUGGAAGAUGGGGACAGGGGAACACCCCAGCAUGUGCAAUGCCUGCCCCAGGCAUAUAGCUACACACAGCCUGUCCCGGAGCUCCAUGUCCGUCUCUAUAUCAUGGUGGGGGAUGACCAGCGCCUUGACAGCCGUGGAGACCUGAAUGUGACUUUGUACAAUUGCUUGGCUGGCCGUUCUGACUGCAGCCGCUGCAAGGCUGCUCCCCUGCGUUUCCGCUGCAUCUGGUGCCAGCUGGAAGAAGGGCCUGGCUGCGUCUAUGAGGAACAAUGUCCAUCCAAGGUUGGAGUAGCUGCUUGCCCAUCGCCAGUCAUCCACUCGAUCCAUCCCCUCAGUGGACCAUUGGAGGGGGGCAUAUCUCUCACGGUGAUAGGAUCCAACCUGGGUCAUCGUUUUGAGGAUGUGGCCAGAACGGUGCUAGUGGCAGGGCUACCAUGUGUCCCUGAUCCGGCCCAGUAUCUAGUCUCUACUCGGAUUGUCUGUGACGUGCCCCCAGGAAAGCGAGGGUUAUCUGGCCCUGUUGAGGUCACUGUUGGAGACCGUCCACCAGGGGUUUCUGUGAGCCACUUCACCUACCAGGACCCCACUCUUCGUGAUCUGCACCCCAAGCUUGGCCCCAUGGCUGGGGGCACCCGAGUCACCAUCACUGGGGAGGAGCUUCUGACAGGCACUGAGAUAGCGGCCUAUGUGGGAGACCUGCCCUGCAUCCUCGAGGAACUUGUGGAACCUGAGGCCAUUGUCUGCCGCACCAGUGCCAGCCCCCAACCACAGGAGGCGCCAGUCUGGGUCCGGUAUGGGGGGACACAGCGCCAACUGCGGGGGAAAGCCUUCCAUUAUACACGUAACCCCCAGCUCACUGCAGCUUCCCCACACACCAGCUUCCACGGGGGUGGACGGAUCAUCCAUGUGGAGGGAACGAACUUGGAUGUGGUGCAGCAGCCGCUCAUCAAAGCUGUCCUGGAGCCAGAGGAGGAGGAAGAGGCAAGCAGAGGCAGCCGGAAGAAAAGAGCAUGUGACUCCUUGCAGGGGCCCCACGCCCCGCUGACCCCAGCUCCCCCUCGCCCCUGUGCCGAGGUGGGGGGCUUGUUGGAGUGCUGGGAAACGUGCUGUGCCAAUUCAUCCACCCUCCUCCUCUGCCCGUCACCGGCCGUGCCUCCCAGCGCUCGUUUCCGCCACCUUCUCUUUGAGCUGGACGGGCUCCGUGUGCCCUUUAGCAAUGCCAGCAGAGGCCAAGAUUUCUCCUACCAGCCGAAUCCCCAUCUGCGCUGGCCUGGCCGGGAUUCCACCGGACGUCCUUUCAGUCUUAAACCCGGCAAUGUCUUGGACAUAGAGGGAGAAGGCUUAAACCUUGGCAUCAGCAAGAACGAAGUGAGGGUCAUCAUCGGCAACAGCGUCUGCACAGUCAAGACCCUCACGCUCACCCAUUUGUACUGUGAGCCGCCCUUGCAGCCCCCACAGCCGCUUAAUGCCUCCUCUGUGCUGCCGGAGUUCAUUGUACAGAUGGGAAACUUACGCCUGGACCUCGGCCGAAUUCGCUAUGACACAGAGCCCCCGUCCCGUUUCCCCCCCGAAGCCCAAAUAGGGCUAGGAGUGGGGGCGGCAGUGCUGGCUUUCGUCGUGUUGCUCCUCAUUCUGAUGUACAGGCGGAAGAGCAAACAAGCCUUGCGAGACUACAAGAAAGUCCUGGUGCAGCUGGAGAACAUGGAGAGCAGCGUUGGGGACCAGUGCCGCAAGGAAUUCACCGACCUCAUGACGGAAAUGACAGACCUGAGCGGGGAGUUAGAGGGCUCGGGGAUCCCGUUCCUGGACUACAACACGUACACCCAGCGAGUCUUCUUCCCGGCUCAGGGGGAUGUGCCCUUGCGGCGUGUGUUGGACCUGCCGGAGGGCCGCCGUGCCACAGUGGAGCAGGGCCUGGGGCAGCUCUCCAAUCUGCUGAACAGCAAAGUCUUCCUGCUGACGUUAAUCCGGACCCUGGAGGCGCAACCUACCUUCUCACAGCGGGACCGAUGUCACACAGCAUCGCUCCUCUCGUUGGCUCUUCACGGGCGCUUGGAGUACCUGACGGACAUCAUGCAGACCCUGCUGAGCGAUCUCGCUGCCCACUGUGUCGCCCGCAAUGCCAAGCUCAUGCUCCGCAGGACAGAGACUAUGGUGGAGAAGCUACUGACCAACUGGAUGUCCAUCUGUCUCUACUCCUAUCUCCGGGAGGUGGCUGGGGAACCCCUGUACAUGCUCUUCCGUGCCAUCAAGUAUCAGGUGGACAAGGGCCCAGUGGAUGCCGUGACGGGCAAAGCCAAGCGAACACUGAAUGAUGGGCGGCUGCUGCGAGAAGAUGUGGAGUAUCGGCCCCUCACCUUGACUGUCCUGGUGCGGGGGGGCGGCCCUGGUAGCGGGACUGAGACCCAGCGCAUCCCAGCCCGUGUUCUUGACACGGACACCAUCACCCAAGUGAAGGAGAAGAUCCUGGACCAGGUCUACAAGGGUGUGCCUUUCUCCCAGCGCCCCUCUGUGCACUCGCUUGACUUAGAGUGGCGCUCAGGCGUUGCCGGCCAUCUGACACUUUCUGAUGAGGAUCUGACGUCCGUCACACAGAACCAGUGGAAGAGGCUCAACACGCUACAACAUUACAAGGUUCCAGAUGGGGCCACGGUUGGUCUCAUCCCCCGCCUUCACAAUGACAUCUCCCAAGGCACAAGCCAGAACUUCUUCUCUGGAGAAAGUGAGUAUACCCCAAUGCUAGAGGAUGGUGAGGAGGGGGGACUUCGCCUCUGGCACCUCGUAAAGCCAUCCGAAGAACCUGAACCCACAAAGCAGCAGCAAGACCGGCGCAGCAGUCUGCGAGAACGUGCAAAGGCCAUUCCUGAGAUCUACCUCACCCGCUUGCUUUCCAUGAAGGGGACACUACAAAAGUUUGUGGAUGACGCUUUCCAGGCUGUGCUGAGUGUUAACCGCCCAGUACCAAUCGCUGUCAAGUAUCUGUUUGACCUGCUGGAUGAGCUUGCGGCACGGCAUGGAGUCAGUGAGCCAGAGACCCUGCACAUCUGGAAAACCAACAGUCUGUUGCUGCGCUUCUGGGUGAACACACUCAAGAACCCGCAGUUCAUUUUCGAUGUGCGGGUCUCCGACAACGUGGACGCCAAUCUGAGUGUCAUUGCUCAGACGUUCAUCGAUGCCUGCACAACUGCUGAGCACAAAGUUGGCAGGGAUUCACCAGUCAACAAACUGCUCUAUGCCAGGGAAAUCCCACACUACAAACAGAUGGUGGAGAAGUAUUAUGCUGAUAUUCGACAGACUGUUCCCGCCAGCUACCAAGAGAUGAACUCAGCCCUGACAGAACUCUCAGGGAAAUAUUCCUCUGACCUCAAUUGCCUGGUGGCCCUGCAAGAACUUUACAACUACAUUAACAAGUACUAUGACCAGAUAAUCAGUGCACUAGAAGAGGACCCACUGGGCCAGAAGAUGCAGCUAGCGUAUCGACUGCAACAGAUCGCGGCUCUCGUGGAGAACAAAGUGACUGACUUGUGACAUUCCUGGAUCCACUACAUGCCCAGAUUGAACGUGACUGACUGUGCAAUCCUAAGCAUGUUUACUCAAAAGUACAGCCCACUGAGUUCAAUGAGGCUUACUCCCUAGUAACUGCUUUCUACGACUGCAGCUGAAAGGGGGGGCAGGCUGAUCCAUCCUUUCCAUAUGUGUGUUUGUAUGCACAUAUUACCCCCUCUCCCCCCCCAGUGCCUUAACUGCAUAGAUGCUGCCAGGCUCUCUUGCACUUGGUGCUCUCGCUCUCUCUUUUUUUAAAAAAAAAAACUAGCUGCAAAGGGAAUCCUCCCAGUCCAAAACACUGGCUUUGUAAAUAGAAGGGUGUAUUUAUUUCUGUCGCUCUCUGAGGAGAGUGCCGGCUGCUAUCUCCCACCUUUGGGGGGUUGGGGUCAUGGCAGCUCCCUGCUGACCACUGCAGCGCCUGGGAUUUGGGGAUUUACUCCUUCCACCCCCAAUUUCCUGGCUGGUAAUGCACUAAUAUUGGGGUGGUAACACCACCUUCCAGCUUCCUCUGUACAAACAGACUCUUAACUAGACUCUCCUUUAAUCUUCCCCAUCUACCUCCCCACUCCCCAAUUUUAUGUAUAUAUGGGAGCUUUGUUCUCCAGGAUUGUAUUUAUUUUAACGAGAUUUUGAAGAAAUAAAAAAAAAAAC
This is a messenger RNA of Elgaria multicarinata webbii, 6556 nucleotides long. RefSeq names its product plexin B3 (gene PLXNB3). Lineage: Eukaryota; Metazoa; Chordata; Lepidosauria; Squamata; Anguidae. The coding region runs from base 116 to 5887 and encodes 1923 amino acids. Gene Ontology annotation, biological process: regulation of cell migration; semaphorin-plexin signaling pathway involved in axon guidance. Gene Ontology annotation, cellular component: plasma membrane; semaphorin receptor complex. Gene Ontology annotation, molecular function: semaphorin receptor activity; protein binding. The transcript has 35 exons. The record is from RefSeq and is a predicted model, not a curated record.